Messenger RNA from Austrofundulus limnaeus, 2893 nucleotides. RefSeq names its product cactin (gene cactin). Gene Ontology annotation, biological process: mRNA cis splicing, via spliceosome; negative regulation of innate immune response. Gene Ontology annotation, molecular function: protein binding. Gene Ontology annotation, cellular component: cytoplasm; spliceosomal complex. The transcript is spliced from 10 exons. Bases 89 to 2710 code for a protein of 873 amino acids. Lineage: Eukaryota; Metazoa; Chordata; Actinopteri; Cyprinodontiformes; Rivulidae. The record is from RefSeq and is a predicted model, not a curated record.
AUAGAGUUUAGUCUGUUGAGAAUCAGACGGUUACCUCUUAUUUACGCGACACGCUCCAUUCGGACCCCUYAAAAGCAGAAAGUUCGUGAUGAGUCCGAAAUCUCGACGCAGAUCCCGCUCCAGGUCGRCAAGUCGGAACCGAGACCGGCCGAGCAGAACCAGAGUGAGCAAGUCUCGAUCUCCGGACGAGAGGAGAGGUCGCAGUCGGUCUCCGGGCUCUAAAAGAACAGGCCGGGGUCGAGGCCGAUCCAGCAGCGGGGCCUCAAGCCAUGGCUCCCCCGUUCGACCUCGACAACGGGACCGCUCUUCUAGGUCCAGCAGCGGCUCGGACGGUGACAAAAGGGGGCGGCGAGCUCACCGUCAGAGCAGCAAGUCAAAGGAUCGUUCAUCCAGUCCAGAUUCAGAUAAUUCCAAGAUGAGGAGGAGGAGGAAGAAAAUGGAGAAUCYCAGCAGUCGAUCUCGUGAGAGAGGAAAGGAAAGGUCUCAGUCCGGCUCCAACUCGAGUGAUGGAAGCAGCGACAGAGAAAGGAGGAGGAGAAGAAGAGGAGGAGGAGGAAGUCCUGACAGAGGAAGUCCGUUCAGAGACAGACAGACGAGGAAGUGGGGCGAAGAUCGAUGGAAGAGCAGCAGGAACCAAGAAAGAAGACAAGACCGGGACAAAAGCCGGGAAAGAAAGAAGAAGAGUAAAGAGAGAGAGCGAGAACGAACCAGGACAAGCAAAGAACGGGUCGAUGGAAACAGAGGGAGGCGGCGCUUCAGUUCGUCUGAGUCRUCGGACAGCUCCGGGUCAGAGGGCGAGAGCCGUGCAGUCAAAGAGAAACAGGAGAGGAAAAAACAAAGGGAGCUGAUGAAAGCGCUGGAAACGCCAGAAGAGAAGCGAGCCAGGAGGUUGGCUAAGAAAGAAGCAAAAGAGAAGAAAAGGAGAGAAAAGAUGGGUUGGAGUGAAGAAUACAUGGGAUACACCAACGCAGACAAUCCCUUUGGUGAUAACAACCUGYUAGGCACAUUCAAAUGGCAAAAGGCAUUGGAUAUAAAAGGCAUUGGCCAUCUUGGUGAAAAGGAUCUUAAAGAAAGGAACAAAUGCAUUCAGGAGGAAAACCGCAGAGAACUGCAGAAGGUGAAACAGCUGCGAUUAGAGCGGGAACGAGAGAAAGCCAUGAGGGAGACGGAGCUGGAAAUGCUGCAGAGAGAAAAAGAGGCAGAACACUUCAAAACCUGGGCCGAACAGGAAGACAACUUCCACCUGCAGCAGGCCAAACUGAGGUCCAAGAUAAGGAUCCGUGACGGCCGAGCAAAGCCCAUCGACCUUCUGGCAAAGUACAUCAGUGCUGAGGAUGAUGAUCUGGCUGUAGAGAUGCAUGAACCUUACACAUUCCUCAACGGGCUGACCGUCACAGACAUGGACGAUCUGUUAGAGGACAUAAAGGUGUACAUGGAACUGGAGCAAGGCAAGAAUGUGGACUUCUGGAGAGACAUGACGACCAUCACUGAGGAUGAGAUCAGCAAACUGAGGAAGCUGGAGGCUUCUGGGAAAGGACCAGGCGAUCGUCGCGAGGGCAUCAACACAGCCGUCAGCACUGAUGUUCAGACUGUGUUCAAAGGGAAAACGUACAGUCAGCUGCAAGCCCUGCACCUGAACAUCGAGACAAAGAUUCGGGCCGGAGGAUCCAACCUCGACAUCGGUUACUGGGAGAGUUUGCUGCAGCAGGUCCGGGUCUACAUGGCCAGAGCCAGGUUGAGAGAACGCCAUCAGGAUGUUCUGCGUCAGAAGCUGUUUAAGCUGAAACAAGAACAAGGAGUGGAAAGUGAGCCUUUAUUCCCCAUCAUCAAAGAGGAGCCGAGUGAGGAUGAUGAGGAGAGAACGAGGGACCGURCAGCAGAAGAUGGCGGUCCGUCUGYGUCGAACUCCAGAAGUAAAAACAGAGAAACGACAGAGGGGGAGGACGAGGAGGCUCGUCCAUCCACAUCCGGGGCAGGAGGUCGAGACGAGGAUGGAGGAGAGAAGAGCAAAGGGAAGGAUGAGGAGGGGAAGGAGGAGGCGGUGGAGGCCGUGUUGACAGAAGAGGACCUGAUCCAGCAGAGCCAGGCGGAUUACGACUCGGGUCGCUACAGUCCCGCGCUGCUCACGUCCUCCGAGCUGCCGCUGGACACUCACACCAUCACGCCAGAGGAGGACACGCACAGGCURCAGUUAGCCCGCCGGCAGCUCCAAGUCACCGGGGAUGCUAAUGAAAGCGCAGAGGACGCCUUCGUACGCCGCGCCAAGGAAGGCAUGGGCAACGACGAGGCCCAGUUCAGCGUGGAGAUUCCAGUCUCGGGGAAAAUGUACCUGUGGGCGGACAAGUACCGCCCCAGGAAGCCUCGCUUCUUCAACAGGGUCCACACGGGCUUCGAGUGGAACAAGUACAACCAGACUCACUACGACUUCGACAACCCGCCGCCCAAGAUCGUCCAGGGCUACAAGUUUAACAUCUUCUACCCCGACCUGAUCGACAAGCGCUCCACCCCUCAGUACUUCCUGGAGCCGUGUCCCGACAACAAGGACUUUGGAAUCUUACGGUUCCAUGCGGGUCCKCCGUACGAGGACAUCGCCUUUAAGAUCGUGAACAGGGAGUGGGAGUACUCGCACCGACACGGGUUCCGCUGUCAGUUCGCCAACGGGAUCUUUCAGCUGUGGUUCCACUUUAAGAGAUACCGUUACAGGAGAUAGAGAACCUACCUGUUUGGAUCAAAUCCUCAGGGACUGGAUUCCACACAUGUAUAUUACAUUCUUUUGGUUCGUUAAUCUGUUUUGUGUUUUUAGCUUUACGGCUACARUCACUGUACUGUUGUCUAAAAAGAUCCAUUUUCUCAGUAGUCUGUUGAUUACAUAUUAAAGUGUUUUUUUUAACCA